UUCCUGUAUAGACAAUGCAGGAAAUGCAGUGAAGCGUGCAUUGCAUGCUGGGAGGGAGACGCGAUAGUUGCGCUCCGACACUGAUAUAGUCGCGAGUACCACGAGUGAGAGUUUUGCCAUUUCAUUGGAAGGGUGUUGUUAUAUUUUUGUGGAUACCAGUAUUAAUGUGUGUCCGAGUUGUGAGCGAUGUUCCAGGACGGCUGUGACGGAGGAACUGCCGUGUUUUGUUUGUUCUUUUCACCGAGGACUCCGAUUGGUUUGUUGGCUGGAUCCAUAUUGAUUUGGACAGCGUUGACAUUGAACAGGGAUCGAGGGGGGAUACUCCACCCAUACUCCACACACACACACACACACACACACACACACACACACACACACUGCCAGGGUAGACUACAUAUUGACAGACUUGGACUUGAAUCGCAACGGACAUUGGACUGACUUAAUGAAACCUUGAACUGUGAGAACUUUUCUACAUUGAACUCUGAACUUGAGAACAGCUACAAGCUGAAAAGUGGACGCUUUAUUUUGGUUUGUUAUUUUCUUUUAUUGUUUUGAAGGGGAUUUGAAACAGAUUCUUCUUUUGUUUGUGUAAAUAAAUUUGUAUGCUUAUCUUGUACUUAUCGUCCCUCGCUCCUUGAGUCGAACCAGUAACUAACUUACUAGGUUACAUACACUCCAGGUGGUACAGGAGGAGUAAUACACAAGUAUUACACACUACCCCGCUACAUAUGUUUAAUAUUAUAGCUUAAUUUCUGUACAUAUUCUACGUUUCUUCUCUUUAAUAUAGAAACCACCUUCACAUGGCAGUAUCCUAAUCCACCUGCAAUAAAUGAGUGGCAUGUCAAUCAGAGUGUGGAGGACAAGAAUCCAGACUGUAGUUCAUUUGUGGUACCUUUUGCAUAUUAACGAAACUUUCACAUUCAGUCUGGCAGCCAGUAACAAUCAAGAAAAAAGAAAAAACGGUUAACAGGUAUACGAACAAACCCCCACCCAAUGCUUCCCCAACUGAAGCAGAGCUCCCCAGCAGUGUGUUCCUGGCUGCUGACCUUAGUUUAGCAUGUUAGAAUGCCCAUGCUAACACUUGCUAAUUUAGCACGAAACAGAAAGCACAGCUGAGGCUGAUAUGGGGAUGUCAGUAGUGUUGCAGGUAGGAGGUCCUAAACCAGUGAUGCCAUGGUUACGGCCCGCGGGCCGGACCCGGCCCGAUUGAACAUCACAUCCGGCCCGUGGGUUGAUAUGGGAGAGCAUUUUUUUUUUUUAAAUCUAAUGUUUUAUUUUUAUUUUAAUUUUCGUGGAACCCGUCAGUUGCAUAGACUGUUAAAAAAAAAAAAAAAAAAAAAAAAAAGGUCAGUUGGUCUGUUGCUGCUUCCCGCCUCAGCUGCUACAGCGUAUACUGACCGGGAUACCUAGUAUGCUGACGGCUAAGGUAGACUAGUCGCUAUUAACAAUGUUGUCAAAAAAGAGGAAGGUCGACACUGAAGGUCGCAUCUUUCAGGAGAGAUGGAAAGAAAAUUAUUUAUUUUGGGAAGUAGGAGGCAAACCCGUGUGUCUUAUUUGUUCUCAACAAGUGGCUGUAGCAAAGGAGUACAAUUUCAAAAGACACUAUGAGACCCAUGCCGAGAAGUACAGCGAGUACACAGGGCAGCGGAGGACUCAAAAGCUAAACGAGCUAGCAUCAUCCCUACAGAAACAGCAAGCCAUAUUCUCCAAAUGUCGAGAUACACAUGAAGGGGCAGUGAAGGCAAGCUACAUCAUCGCUUGGGAAAUUGCUAUGGCAUCCAAGUCUUUCUCAGAGGGUGCAUUCGUCAAGACCUGCAUGCUAAAGGCAGCCGAGCUAGUGUGUCCUGACAAGCAACAAGCUUUAGCUAACAUAAGCUUAUCGAGACCCACAGUGACGGAGAGAGUUGAGGAACUUUCUGGUGAUUUGAAGAGUCAACUAAAAGACAAAGUUAAGUCCUUCAUCACAUUCUCUAUUGCUCUCGACGAGAGCACUGACGUGACUGAUGUAGCCCAAUUAGCGAUAUUUAUUCGCGGAGUAGAUGCUUCCCUGAAUGUCACUGAGGAGUUUGUUUCAGUUGUGCCAAUGACAGACACCACCACAGCUAAUGACGUGUUUGUGAGCCUUGUCGGGGCUCUGGACAAUCUGGAGGUUACUGGAGUCGCGCUGUCAGUGUGGCUACCGACGGUGCACCUUCUAUGAUAGGAAGAAAGGCCGGAGUGGUUGUGAAGUUGAGAGAAAAGGUACAUGCGGCUAAUCCAGAGCAAGUAUUCUGGAACUUUCACUGUAUACUGCAUCAAGAGGCUUUGUGCUGCAGGAGUCUGAAAAUGGACCAUGUUAUGAGUGUUGUUAUUGAGGAUACAGAGGACUUAACCAUAGGCAAUUUGACACUUUUUUAUUGGACAAUGACAUUCAUCAUGGCCUUCCCUAUCACACCGAUGUGCGUUGGUUGAGCCGAGGCGUAAUGCUCAAACAUUUCUACAAAUUACGCACAGAGAUAGCCGAGUUCAUGCAGAGUAAAGGGAAGCCUGUGGUGGAAUUGGACGACCCAGAAUGGACCAGGGACGUUGCCUUUUUAGUGGACAUUACCGAACCUAAAUGUCCUGAAUGUUAGCAUGCAAGGCCGCAACAAACACGUCACGGAGUAUUACGAUAGUGUCCGUGCGUUUCAAAGUAAACUUGCGUUAUGGAAGACGCAGCUCUGCAAGCGCGAUGCAGCCCACUUCCCCUGUCUAAAAACUCUGCCUGACAAUCAUCAGAGUAUGGACAAGUAUGCAAACCUUCUUUCCGGACUCAUGGAUGAGUUUGACAAUCGAUUCACGGUUUUCACUGAACUGGAAAAGGACUUUGCGCUUUUUCGCUCUCCAUCCACGACGGACGCUUCCGAGGUCCCAGAGCCGAUGCAAAUGGAGCUGAUAGAGCUGCAGUGUUGCACGCUGUUGAAGGACAAGUACGCAUCUGUUGCAAUCCAAUCAUUCUACAGAUCCUUGCCACCAGAAUACCCAGUUAUCACGGCCUUUGAGGGUAAAAUACUUUGCAUGUUCGGGACAACAUAUUUAUGUGAGCAGGCCUUUUCCGUGAUGAAUAUUAAUAAAUCCAAAGUGCGUAAUCGCCUGACACACGGACAUCUCAAUGAUGUUCUGAAAAUAGCGACUGCCCAGAACCCCCCGAUAUGGACAAGCUGGUUAAAGUUAAAAGGUGUCUGGCUUCGACAAGUAAAAUGUAGCUGCAGGCUUGUCUCCCCAUUUAUCAUAACUGAUAUGGGUGGGAGGGAAUAAAAGGGGUUGGGGUUGACUAAUGUAGGCUGUACAGUAGUCUAGUGCUGGUUGUAUAGAAAUGUGGGUUGGAGUUUAAAGUUACUGAUGAUGCCUGGCAAAGUUAAUGUGCCAUCUGCCAAUGUAUGUUUAAGAUAGGUCAUAUUUCAUUUUUUAAGAACCUUUUUGUUUUACUUAUUCCUACCGGAUAUUCAGUGCCUAUUGUUGGAUUACUUUAUUCUGGCACUUACUUUCUGUGACUCUUUCUGUGGCCUAGUUAUGCAUUGGCAUGUUUUCAUGUG
Seriola aureovittata is the source of this 3554-nucleotide messenger RNA. RefSeq names its product general transcription factor II-I repeat domain-containing protein 2B-like. Lineage: Eukaryota; Metazoa; Chordata; Actinopteri; Carangiformes; Carangidae. The transcript has 2 exons. The record is from RefSeq and is a predicted model, not a curated record. Bases 1448 to 2200 code for a protein of 250 amino acids.